Molecule: messenger RNA, 1037 nt
Organism: Benincasa hispida (wax gourd)
Lineage: Eukaryota; Viridiplantae; Streptophyta; Magnoliopsida; Cucurbitales; Cucurbitaceae
Product: CASP-like protein 5A2
Cellular component (GO): membrane
Source: RefSeq, a predicted model, not a curated record
GUCAAUUCCCAAAGCAGCCCCUUAUUGAUCGGCCAUCGCCGCGCCGUACGUUCUUCUUGUUGGUCGUAAAACAUUGAAGGAUAGGAUCUCAAUUCUUCUCUCACGUCAGAUUCCCAAAGAGAACACACAUAGAUUUGAUUUCCGUAUAUGGCUCCUUGAGAUUCUCGAUCAGCUUAAGAAUCCUCUUCAUUAUCCGAUAAGGGAAGGAGAGGUUAAGAGAGUGACGGUAUCCCCGAUUCCGGCCGUGGCGGAGCAGAAGCCGACCAUGCGAUUGGGGAAGAGAUGAUGAACUGAGGCAUCGAAUCGUGGAGAAAUGAAUGUGAGCCAUGCGUCGGUUCACCCGGUUGAAGAUCCCCCCACAACCGAUGGCGCGAAUGCGCCCAUGGUCAGGAUGAAGGACACGGAAGGAAUGCCCGGCACCCGGGGAGGACUCGCUUUGCGAUUCUUUCAGUUCUUCUUUGCGGCGGCGGCGCUGGUUGUCAUGGCUACUACUAGCGAUUUCCCUUCUGUUUCUGCCUUUUGCUAUCUUGUUGCAGCAGCUGGUUUGCAGAGUAUGUGGAGCCUCUUGUUAGCAUUCAUUGAUAUAUAUGCUCUACUAGUGAGAAGAUCCUUACAGAAUUGCAGGAUAGUCAGCUUAUUCACUGUUGGUGACGGGAUCACAUCUACUCUCACGUUUGCUGCGGCUUGUGCUUCUGCAGGCAUCACAGUUCUUAUAGACAACGAUCUAAGUAGCUGCAGCAAGAAUCACUGUGUACAGUUUGAAACUGCAACGGCCAUGGCAUUUAUUAGUUGGUUUACUGCGUUGCCUUCAUUCUUCAUGAACUUCUGGUCUCUUGCAUCCCGAUGAAUUUCACUAUGAAACUUGAAAGAUAUUAAUUCACCGUACUCGUUACACCCUCUGCUUCCUUGUUGCUGUUUCUUCCUGUUUUAUGAUAUAUGAUGUUUUGUUGUAAAUGUCCUAAAAUUGAAUCUUGCAAUGCCAAUGUGUAGAAUUUGCAGUUGAGGUUAUAAAUAUGGGUGUUUCGAUUUGGAAGUCA